This is a messenger RNA of Paramecium octaurelia, 460 nucleotides long. NCBI's taxonomy places the organism in Eukaryota, Ciliophora, Oligohymenophorea, Peniculida, Parameciidae. The record is from the annotation of a GenBank genome assembly.
AAAUGGCCUGUCCUGAACAUAAAGCCAAUAACUUUAUUAAGUUCAUAUCGGUGUUGGUCGCAGUGGUGUUAAUAGUUUUGGGAGUGUUGAAAUUUUACUUCACCAAAGACAUUCCUAUUUUGGUGGGGAUUUGGACGGUGUAUUGGAUGUAAGAAAGUUGAAUGAAAAAGUUUAGUAUUUUUGGGUUAUUGUUGAUCCUUGUUGAAUUGAACGUAAAAUUGGUUAAGGAAUACUUUGGAUUCAUGGUUGAAUAUUGCGGAAAGGGCAUGUUUGUGAUAUUGUAAGAGUGGAGAAUAAUUUUAGCUGUGGAACCCUAAUGAUAGAUAGCUUUGUGGAUCCACACAUAGUGCAUGAAUCCAUAGUGGGGUUAUUGAUCAUCUUCGCUGGGUUUCUAAUAAUCAUAGUGGGAUAUUCUGCAAUGCCUAGUUAAAACUUCCCCCCUCCUCCAGUUCCAGUUUGA